AUGGCCUCGAAACUCUUCCCCGUUUCGCGCGCCACUCGCGCCCUGCGCCGAUUCCCUCUUCCCACCCCAUACAGAUCCUUCUCCGCCGCUCCCCAACGGUCCAGUGAUGUCUUGAUGAUCCACCGCAACAAGCCGACCAACAACCCUUCCAUCCCCUUCAAGUUUUCCGACCAGAACCUCAAGCUUGUCGAUGAGAUCCUCAAGCGCUACCCUCCCCAGUACAAGAAGGGCGCCGUCAUGCCCCUUCUGGAUCUCGGCCAGCGUCAACACGGCUUCACUAGCAUCAGCGUCAUGAACGAGGUCGCCACUUUCUACACCAUGUACAACCGCGACCCCGUCGGCAAGUACUUCUUGCAGAUCUGCACAACCACCCCUUGCCAACUCGGCGGCUGCGGCAGUGACGCCAUUGUCAAGGCCAUCAACGAGCACCUCGGCAUCACCCCCGGCCACACCACCAAGGACGGCCUCUUCACCUACAUCGAGGUCGAGUGCCUCGGCGCUUGCGUCAACGCCCCCAUGGUCCAGAUUAACGACGACUACUACGAGGAUCUGACCCCCGAGUCCAUCAAGACCCUCCUGACCGCGCUCAAGGAAGCUGCCACUACCACCGGCACAAAGGUCCCAGCCCCCGGCCCUCUGACCGGCCGCGACACCUGCGAGAACAGCGCUGGCCUGACCAACCUGAUCGAGCCCGUCUGGAACCCGGAGACUAUGAUGCGCAAGGACAACGCCCUGGACGAGCAACCGCAGCAAUAG
This is a messenger RNA of Penicillium manginii, 756 nucleotides long. Its product is annotated as complex I 24 kDa subunit family protein. The coding region runs from base 1 to 756 and encodes 251 amino acids. Gene Ontology annotation, molecular function: NADH dehydrogenase activity. Lineage: Eukaryota; Fungi; Ascomycota; Eurotiomycetes; Eurotiales; Aspergillaceae. The transcript is spliced from 4 exons. The record is from RefSeq and is a predicted model, not a curated record.